GUUGCAUUGCUGCUUCCUAUAGGCGGCAGCCAUAUGUGGGAUGCAGAGGCAGAUGGCUAUGCCUGUGGUGGUGUUGUGGCCUCGAAGGUUCUCGGCACGCUGAGCUCGGCGUUGCAAGACAGGGACCGUAUUGAAUGCAGAAUCCGUGAAACUGGUGUAAACCAUGAUGGCCGGACCCGUGGGAUA
This is a messenger RNA of Pseudomassariella vexata, 186 nucleotides long. RefSeq lists its product as uncharacterized. The annotation marks the transcript as partial. The transcript has a single exon. The record is from RefSeq and is a predicted model, not a curated record. Gene Ontology annotation, biological process: secondary metabolite biosynthetic process; fatty acid biosynthetic process. Lineage: Eukaryota; Fungi; Ascomycota; Sordariomycetes; Amphisphaeriales; Pseudomassariaceae. Gene Ontology annotation, molecular function: fatty acid synthase activity.